Molecule: messenger RNA, 1341 nt
Organism: Miscanthus lutarioriparius
Lineage: Eukaryota; Viridiplantae; Streptophyta; Magnoliopsida; Poales; Poaceae
Source: the annotation of a GenBank genome assembly
AUGCAGCAGCCGUCGUCACCCUCGUGUACAGUGGCCGGAGGAGGAGCAGGAGGAGGCGGUGAGGACCCGAUUGACGGCAUCGUGUUCCCUCCGGAGUUGCUACGGUGGCUGCUCGACGACGACGGCGGGUGCUUGUACCGCGCGACGAUGGGCGCGGAGGCGGAGGCUUCUUCUCGCUUCCGCGCUGCUGCUCCCAGUCCCCACUCAUCCAUGCAGCAGCCGUCGUCGCCCUCGCGCACAGUGGCCGGAGGAGACAUCGUGAUCCCCCCGGAGUACCUACGGUGGCUGCUCGACGACGACGACGGGUUCUUGUACCGCGCGACGACGGCCGCGGAGGCGGAGGCUUCUGCUCGCUUGCGCGCUGCUGCAGCCACCAGUUCCCACUCACCCAUGCAGCGGCAUCCGUCGUCGCCCUCGUGCACAGCGGCCGGUGGAGGAGCAGGAGGCGGUGAGGAGGACCCCUUUGACGACAUCCUGAUCCCGCCGGACUACCUCCAGGGGCUCGACGACGACGACGAUGGGUGCUUGCACGGCGCGGCAGCAAUAAUGGGCGCGGAGGCGGAGGACGAGCGGCGUCUGUCCGAGGCGCAGGUCGGUGACCACUCACCAAUAAUGCAGCAGCCGUCGUCGUCGCCGUCGUGCACAGUGGACGGAGAAGGAACAGGGGGCGAUGGAGACCCCUUUGACGACAUCGUGAUCCCCCCGCACUACCUCCAGGAGCUGCUCGACGACUACGACGACGGGUCCUUGGACGGUGAGGAGGCGGAGGCGGAGGCGGAGGACGAGCGGCGCCAGCGGCUGGCAGAGGCGCAGGCCUGCGGCGACGGCGGCUGUGUGGAGGACGGGCUGUCCAUGACGUACCGAGGGCACACGCACGUCUUCGACUCCGUGCCGCCGCACAAGGUUGAGACCAUCCUCAUGCUUCUAAACGGCUAUGAACUUGCCCCUCAAAGCGCGAAGCCAAAACCCACUAACCUGGUCCAUCCUAUUGUCGUGCCUCAAGACUUCGACAGAGCGGUGGCCAUGUCGCGCUACAGGAAGAAAAGGAAGAGCACGAUGAAGGCAGAUUACUCCGUCCGAAGGGAAAUCGCUUUAAGGAUUGCUCGAAGGGGAGGGAAAUUUGCGCGUUCUGAGAAGAGCUCUGAAAUUUCAGUUGGGAUGGAGGCGGCUGAGCUUCAAUGCUGCGCCAACUGCGGGGUGAACAGCGAGGUGACACCCCAGAUGCGGCGAGGCCCAACCGGCGCCAAGAACUUCUGCAAUGCCUGUGGGCUGGCGUGGGCGACCACCGUCAGUGCUCCCAUCCCAUCCUUUCAUAUAUAUGCCCCUCCCUUUGAUAUAUAA